Messenger RNA from Caenorhabditis sp. 36 PRJEB53466, 1767 nucleotides. NCBI's taxonomy places the organism in Eukaryota, Metazoa, Nematoda, Chromadorea, Rhabditida, Rhabditidae. The record is from the annotation of a GenBank genome assembly.
AUGCACUCUCAACUGUUUGUGUGCGUUUUGGCGAUUUUCACGGACUUUCUAGUAGCCGAGCCGCUGCCCGCCGAACUCGAACUCAUUUUUGUGCAUACGGUAGGUGUACGGUAACCGCCCACGCUCAAUUUUUUGUCGAUUUGAAGGUCUGGCGACACGGAGAUCGCAGUCAAGAGGGUCAUUUGAACAAUGAUCCGGUUGAUCCGUCGAAAUGGAUCAAAGGCGGCGGCGGUUACGGUCAGCUGACACCGGUAAUGUCAAACUUUUCUGCAUUUUGUCGUAAGAUUCGGUGUAUUGACACUCAAAUCCACGCGAAACUUCAGAAUUUUUAGGAAGGAAUGGAACAACAUUUCAUAUUGGGCAAAAAAUUGCGAGAUCGUUAUAUCGCAACCGGAUUUUUACACAGUUUCUAUGAUUCUCAACAGGUUUUUCUGAGCAAAUUUUAGCACACAAUAUCAAUGCGAAUAACCUAGAUUUAUAUCCGAUCGACCGACGUGAAUCGUACGAUAAACUCGGCAAUCUCGAACAUGUUGGGCAUGUACUCGACGCCAGCACGACCAGGUUAGUCGUUCUUCUUAUCUAGAUAUUGCCGUACGGCUGCGAAACGUGCCGCCAUAGCUCAGUCGGUUAGAGCGUGGGUCUAAUAAGCCCAAGGUCGCAGGUUCGACCCCUGCUGGCGGCAAACUUUUUUUUGUGUGUGUUUAGGCAUCGACUUCCCGGACAUUGACGGCUGGCCACGUGGCUUCAUGCCAGUGCCCGUUCACAGUUUGGGCUCGCCGGGCGACGAUUGUGUGGCCAGCGCGUUUUGCUCGUGCAAACGGCGUGAUGCGCUUUUAGCGAUUGCUCACACAGGCGAGCAGUUUCAGAAAUACGUGACGUCUGAAAAUGUACGUACUUUCUUGCUGAAAUUUAAAAUAUUGACUUUUAGUAUCUAAAUACGACCGCCCAUAUUUCCGAAAUAUUCAACUCGACUUUCACCUACAAUAACUUGUGGAAAGCCCACGACGCAGUCAUGAUUCAGGUAGUUUUUUUGAAAUCCCAAAACUGUAAUGUCAAUUUUUUUCUCUAGCUAAUCCAUUUCCCGGAAAUCGUGCAAAACCAAUCGUGGUACUCUCCCGAAUUCUACGAUAAUCUUGAAACACUCGAAAGAACGGCGAAAGCGUUCGUUUCCGGACUGUACGAUCCGCCCGUCGUCAACGGAAUCGAUGUACGCAAGGAGAUUCUGAAGACACGUGGCGGCUCGCUCAUCAACGAAAUCGCGGCGAGAAUGAGGACGAAGGCUUUGUGCGCGAAAAACACGGCAAAAUGCGACGAAUACCAUCGGGAUCUGAAGUAUUAUGCCUAUUCGACGGUACUCGGGAGCCAAGAAGUUCCAGAGAAAUUCUCAAUUUUCAGCAUGAUCACACAGUAUUCGCUCUUCUGUCAGUUCUUGGAUUAGAAGAUGUUGUGGGCGGGCCAGAGAGGCACGGAGAAUGGCCGGAUUACUCUUCGGAUAUCCUUGUCGAACUGUUUCAUAACAAAACCGAUGCAAGGCCGUACUUCAGAGUGAGUUUCCCGCGAAAUUUGUAUCCUCGAUCCAGAAAUUUCAGGUUCUUUACUUGAGAAACAUCAAUUCAACAUUUGAAGUUGUUACACCGAAGAUAAAAGGCUGCAAUGAAAUGGAAUUUUGUGAUGCAAAAGUGUUCGACAAUUGUGCAAAAGAAUUCAGGCCAGACCGCCCAAUGGAGGAAUUUUGUCAAAUGGCCCCAGUUCACGAGAAUACUGUAA